AUUAGCUUUGCCGUUCUGAACUGCGUAAAGACAAAAAUCCUUUGGCCUACAUGUAUUUUUUUUGUAAUAUAUAAAAUAAAAUCUAUGUUAUUAUCGGAAAGAACAUACAUAUUUCUUCCCGGAGAUCUGCCACCGGAACCCUAACAUGGUGCCAACCGAUUUAGAUGAGCUAGCAUCUGCUGUUUACGCUGCUGAAUGUUAUUUGGAUUUUCAACAACAUUAUGAAAAUAUUGUUGAUCCUAAAGAUAUUGCAAUACACGCGCCACCAAGUCAAUCAUCGGGAGAUGAAAUUUACGAAAGGUUUCAAAAGAAUCCGUAUAGCUUUCUUUCUCAGACCACCGGUGGAACAUUUGUUCAGCUUCCUGAAGUAAGUUCGUUUCCAAUAGAGGAUGGCUGUAGCAGCAGUGCAUCUUCAAGAAGAGGAAGUGGUAAGAAAAGAAUGAGAUGGACUGAACAGCUUCACGGCAACUUCAUCAACUGUGUCAACAUUCUUGGUGGUGCUGAGAAGGCAACGCCAAAGGCCAUACUAAAGAUGAUGCAAUCAAAAGGAUUGACUAUCUUUCAAAUCAAAAGUCAUUUGCAGAAAUAUCGAGCUGAGAGAUAUAUGUCUGAAUAUAAACAAGGAAAACGCGAAACAAGAGACUGUGGCAUACCCGACCUCUAUUUAAAAGCUAGCAUGCAAAUCAAAGAAGCACUAGUCCUUCAACUUGAGUUUGAGAAGCGUUUAUUUGAGCAACUAAAGAUACAAGAAGACCUCCAAUUAAAGAUAGAGGAAAAUGGGAAACAGCUGAAGAUGAUGAUGCAACAACAAAACAAAACAAAUUAAAACCUUUGACUUUAUUUCGGAAAUUCUUAAAAUUUAACCCCUCUGGAGUUUGGAUUACUAAUUAAUAUUACAU
Messenger RNA from Mercurialis annua (annual mercury), 899 nucleotides. RefSeq names its product myb family transcription factor PHL5-like. Bases 146 to 826 code for a protein of 226 amino acids. The record is from RefSeq and is a predicted model, not a curated record. Lineage: Eukaryota; Viridiplantae; Streptophyta; Magnoliopsida; Malpighiales; Euphorbiaceae. Gene Ontology annotation, molecular function: DNA-binding transcription factor activity; DNA binding. The transcript is spliced from 6 exons.